UGGGCUAUAUCUCUAUCUUGACAAGUAUCAACCGACCUAUCCGAUAUUACAUGUACCCACAUUUAAUCCGCGGGCCGUACAGGCGCUUUUGCUAUUUACAAUCUGCAUGAUUGGUUUAGCCUUCGUUAAAACUGAGGAAGCGGUGCGGUUUAUUUGCCAUAUAUACCCUGUACGUGCUGGCCCUGCCCCUUGCUACCGUUAGCACGCAACCGAGCUGAAUCCGAUAUUCCUUAGGCGCUCUUAGAUGAAGUUUAUAAACGUAUUAUAUCGACAACUCCCGAGAUUUCAAAUCCUGCAGCAGCCCUAAGUGAACUGAUUUUGGCGCAUCAUAUGUUAUUUCUUGUCGUUGUGACAGAGGGGAAUAUCUGUCCGACCAAAUCAGAGAUGCUCUAUAGAUACACCCUUACGGCAGCUCAAAACCUCGGUCUCUUCAGCUCCGAUAUUGCACAAAUAUCAGACGCUCUUUUCUCUAGUGUCCCUAAAGACCAUCGGAGAUGGAGCUCGUGGAGUCGAGUAGAAUCAAUGAAAAAUUUAAUCAUUGGCUUGAUACUAUACGACUGCUCGUUGUCUGGAAUCUUCUCUAUGAGUCCUAUUAUCUCAACAAACACGCUGAAGCUCGCUCUUCCCUGUGAUUUUGAUCUCUACAGUGCUCGAUCCGCCCACGACUGGAUACAGCUCGUCGAUCAAGGUUCCAGUCUUGCUGCUCCCAUGAUGAGACUGUCUUGCAACGAGAUCUGCUUACCAGAUCUCCCAUGUCAAGUGCAUAUCUCAUGCCUGUACGGGCUAAUAUCUGCCAUCCUCGUCCGGCUUACAGCAAAUUAUCAUCGGCUAAUUGUCGAUUCUGACCUGGUCCAAGAAGAUAAACACCGAUACGUACCUUGGCAGAUCUAUACCCUUGAUCGACGCGCCGCCAUGACAACCCAGCUAGUCGUACAGUUCAUUCAACUUUAUGAUACCAUCCUUCGGAACUCCAAUCCAAACUGCGUUGUCAUCUGGCAUAACCUUUGCCUACUGCUGACGGCUGACAUACGUCUCCUGGAACGAGCUGCGGGUCGUGAAGGCCCCGAAGCCAUGCAGACCGCGCGAAAUGCUAUUAGACUAUGGGCACAGACGCCCGCCGCACGACGAGCAUGCCUACACGCGGCUCAAAUCUUUCAUACGCUUUCCCACUGGAAGCCGAUGGAUGGUACGGGAUUCCAGCCUGUACGCUGUUUAUUUCACUCCGCGCUUGUACUUGCAUUAUAUACAUUGGUUAGCCCCGUGGUGAAGGAUGUGCAGGAUAGUAAUGGGUUUGAUCUUGCUAAAACAGAUAUUGACUGGAAAGCUGUUGGUGAGGAGGGUCUCACUGAUUUGCCGCAAGAUGGAGCGGCACAACUUCGAACAGAUAAUCCUACUGUGAACUUUAUUCGUUGCGGUGGACCGAUUAUUCUCUGUGGGAAGACAUAUUUCACGGGUGCUCGUCAUGCGCGGCGCCUUGUUCUGGACUUUGCGAGUCUUCUAGAUGAGGUGGGGAGGCACUGGAUGGCUAAAUAUACCCGACUUCUGUAUAAGAUACAUGAUACCUUGGUGGAUGUAAAGAUGGGUGGUAAUAUGGGCCAGAAGCUGCCGUACAUAUAGGUUUUCUGAGCACGGAGUGUUGUUAGUCAGGAUGCACAUAUCUUUGGAAGUUAGAUAUGUGAUAACAUAUUAGCUGUGCCCCAACCAUCCAAUGAGUAGCGGCCGAGUAAUGCAGGAC
This is a messenger RNA of Aspergillus alliaceus, 1735 nucleotides long. RefSeq lists its product as uncharacterized. The transcript is spliced from 5 exons. The record is from RefSeq and is a predicted model, not a curated record. NCBI's taxonomy places the organism in Eukaryota, Fungi, Ascomycota, Eurotiomycetes, Eurotiales, Aspergillaceae. Bases 331 to 1617 code for a protein of 428 amino acids.